This is a messenger RNA of Onychomys torridus (southern grasshopper mouse), 2253 nucleotides long. It is a transcript of the gene Spc25, whose product is annotated as SPC25 component of NDC80 kinetochore complex. The transcript is spliced from 7 exons. NCBI's taxonomy places the organism in Eukaryota, Metazoa, Chordata, Mammalia, Rodentia, Cricetidae. Gene Ontology annotation, cellular component: Ndc80 complex. Gene Ontology annotation, biological process: chromosome segregation. The record is from RefSeq and is a predicted model, not a curated record. The coding region runs from base 239 to 919 and encodes 226 amino acids.
UUGAAAUCGAAAGUCUGCGCGGCUGAGGAGCUGCUGGCUGGUUGCUGCCGGACGGUCGGGUCUGCUGUGAAGACGGUGGCGUUCCUGGCCGCCCAGGUCGGGGAGCCUUUCCGAAGGGCCGUGGGGUUCGCCGCUGGCGCGCGGUGAGGGAAAGUGGGCCUGGGCCUGCCGGCGUGUGUCCGCGGCGCCUGGAACGCGGGCCUCCGCUGUUAGCCGCGGGGUUCGGGCGUCUUGCACAAUGCUGGAAGACGAACUGGCACUCUUCGAGAAAAGCAUAAAUGAAUUUGGAGAUAAGUUCAGAAACGGCCUCAGUGAUAAUCCUAGUCAGGUGCUGGGGCUUAGAGAUGCCUUCAAGGACUCCAUUAGAGCUCUUUCAGAAAAGCUGUCUUUGAAGCUAAAGGAAGAAGAAAGGAUGGUUGAGACAUUUCUGGAGUAUCAGAAUCAGCUCUGUAAGCAGAAUAAGCUUAUUCAAGAAAAGAAAGAUAACCUGUUAAAGAUGGUUGAUGAAGUAAAAGACAAGAAGCAGGAAUUGGAAGUGCUGACAGCAAAUAUCCAGGACCUUAAGGAAGAGUAUUCUAGGAAGAAGGAAACCAUUUCGACUGCUAACAAAGCUAAUGAAGAGAGAUUGAAACGGCUGCAGAAGUCAGCGGACAUGUAUAGAGAUUGCCUUGGACUAGAAAUUAGAAAGAUCCAUGGUGAUAAACUGCAGUUUAUAUUCACCAGUAUUGACCCCAAGAAUCCUGAGACCCCAUAUAUGUUUUCCCUGAGCCUAAAUGAAGCUAGGGAUUAUGAAGUGUCCGACUGCUCACCUCAUCUUGAGUGCCUGGCAGAAUUUCAGGAGAAAGUCAGGAAGACCAACAAUUUUUCAGCGUUUCUUGCUAAUGUCCGGAAAGCUUUUAUAGCUACAGUUUAUAAUUGAUGUAGAAAUAGUAGGUGACAGUUUGUUCUACUUUGUUAUUGUAUAUAUCCUAAAAUAAUUUUCACUUCUUGCCCCUCUGUGGUACUUCCGUGUUCUUGUGUGGUAUGAAGGAAACUAUAGUACAUCAUUUCAAAACAUGCCCCCUUGACAUAAUUAACACUUGAGCUAAAAACAGUUAAACAGCAACAGAGUUGGAAAACUGCUGCGCUUUCCCUCAAUUUGCCUAAACACAGGACCUGAAAUGAUAAAGGUGUCUGGCCUCAUUCACACAAAGAAAGAUGGACGUGAACUGCUAAAGAGAGCUCUUACUGCUUCAGACAUGACACCGGAGAAAUGGACAAGCUUGCUUCAUUAACUUAUUCCCGUAAAUUUAGUCUCCAUAAUUCCCCAUCUAUGGGAGCCAAAAGCCAAACCUACCGUCCGUCUUGUCGUGUCUGUAAAAUCCAACUGUUCUCUGUUGAAGAUGCUGUGUAAACGUGAGUUCUAAGCCUGUUUAGAGUUCUUUUGUUUGGGUUCUCCUGUUCAGUGUGCAUGCACAUACUAAUAAACUCGAUUAGUUUUCUCUUGUGAACUACUUUGUAACCCUCUUUUCAGUAUGAAUAUAUGAGGAUUGAAGGGAAAUGGUUUCCUCCCUCACAGGUGUAUAUCUGUAAUUAUUUCCAUUCAAAUCUUAGAGGGAAAUUGAUAAACUAGACAUGCCCUUUAACAACUAAAGCAAAAAUUGAUGAGAUAACUUUGGUAUAAGUACCUGCCUCCAAACCUGAUGACACGGGUUUAAUCCCCAUGAGUAUUAGGAGGGAACUGACUCCCCAAAAUUGUUACUUCUGUCUGUGUCAUAGUAUGUGUGCCUGCAUGUGUGCACACAACUUAAAAAAAUUUAAAUGAAAUAUAUAUCCAUAGAAUUCAUUAAUCUUUGUUAAGUUAAACAUAGAGGUUACAACAAUAACUACAUUGUGGUCCUUUAGAAGGAUAAAAACAAUGUAUUACAUAAUUAUAAAAGGAGAUUUGCUUGGUUGACUUACAUGAUUAGAGAUGGAGUAGUCCAUCAAGAGCUGUGUGCAUACAAGAAAUGCCAAGAACUCAAUAGCUCCUCAAUCCAUGAAACUUGAAGCCCCAGAAAAAGGGAGACCAGUGACAUAGUAGCAGUCUAAGGCUGAAGGCUGGGGAACUAGAGUCACUGAUGUGAGUCUCCAUUGAGAGGUUAAUGUCCUUGGGCAAUGACAGCAGCAGCAUUAGAUGCACUAAGCACCUCCCAUGUAUUAAGGCUGGGCAAGGUGACCUAGGGUCCCAAAAGCGUGUGUACAAGAGUCAGAGACAGCCCCUGUUCCCACUGU